AAAGACUGAUAUCUACAAAGAUUGAAGCCCAAUAUAGGCUGAAAAAAGCGUCAAGAGAUUACAAGAAUACCAUGAUUGCUGAUUUGCUCUCUGUCCAGCGCAGUUAUUAAGGAGCCUUUUACAUGUGCGACAUAGACAUGGAUGGUCCAACCUUCUCUGUACUACUGGUAUCAACUGCAAAAACUCACCUACCGGAUAUGCCAUAGCAACACUCAUCCAUCUGGCCAGAAUGGCCUACUUGUACUGAUAAGCAACGCCAACACACCGGAUGAGAACAAAUGCUGUGAACCAACAGUUGCUUUCGAGGACUUGACGAUACCAAGCUUUGAGCAAGAUAACAAACAAGACCUGACUAGGACCAGAAUGAUCGAGGGAUUGCCACGUCAGAGCAGCCUGGGCCAUCAUUUCCGGAACGCGGGGGCGAAAUUCCGUGGUAUUCAAGAUGUCAGAGCUCAUGUGCAGGGGAGAUAUGCCGUCCGUCCCUUGGCUUUUCUUACGGCGUAUGGAAAUGAGCCCCAGCAGGCUCAGCAGCAAGAAAUAUUAGUGGACCCAAAUGGAUCGCUCAUAAUAUCUUUGGCGGAUUCAUCUUCCACCUUCAGCUGA
This is a messenger RNA of Aspergillus piperis CBS 112811, 603 nucleotides long. RefSeq lists its product as uncharacterized. The coding region runs from base 142 to 603 and encodes 153 amino acids. NCBI's taxonomy places the organism in Eukaryota, Fungi, Ascomycota, Eurotiomycetes, Eurotiales, Aspergillaceae. The transcript has 7 exons. The record is from RefSeq and is a predicted model, not a curated record.